CCCAGAGUGACAUGGGGGAGGAAGACAAAGGCCACGGCGUCUACCUCUUUCUUUCCAAACCAAUUCUUCCUGAGUCGGUGGCUUUUAAUCCUCUGCGUUUAUUGUUCUUGAUUCAGAUUCUCCUCCCUUCCCGCGUCGUUCUGUUAGAAACGGCAUCGCGAUUCACAGGUAUGAGCUCAGGCGAACCCAAUUUGGACGAAUUCUUCGUAGAGAAGAAGCGCGCCAGGAACCCUUUGGUCCCCGUCGGUGCAUUUGUAACUGCUGGAGUUCUCACUGCUGGAUUAAUCAGCUUUAGACAAGGAAACUCUCAAUUGGGGCAGAUGCUAAUGAGAGCUCGUGUGGUUGUCCAAGGCGCUACAGUAGCACUGAUGGUUGGCACCGCUUUCUACUAUGGCGAGAAUCCCUGGCGGCCGAGUUAAUAUGUCAAUGUUCUUUUUAUGAUUUGCUUUUCAGGAUCUUGUUUUACGUCGAGAGAUUUCGGUAACAUUGAAAGAUUGUUGUCUUUCAAUCUUUCUUCAAAUAUAACAACAGGUCAUUCGGUGAUUUGAUGACAAUAUUUAUGUUAUGUAUUCAUUCCUAGGGCAUAGAUGAGUUGCCUUCAAAGAUAUAAAUCUUGGUGUUAUGUUGGAAUAUUGAAAUUAUAAGAGAAAAUCAUUGGGUAUAUUCUCAAUAUCUUCAUCUUA
Molecule: messenger RNA, 683 nt
Organism: Cucurbita moschata (crookneck pumpkin)
Lineage: Eukaryota; Viridiplantae; Streptophyta; Magnoliopsida; Cucurbitales; Cucurbitaceae
Product: RING-H2 finger protein ATL48-like
Exons: 4
Coding region: 12-419 (135 amino acids)
Source: RefSeq, a predicted model, not a curated record